GAAGAGAGAGAGAGAGAGGACACUCAUGCACUUACAAGCAGACACCCACACACACACUUUCUCACCCGACACCCACACAUUUUUUCUCACAUAUACGCUGCAUGCACAUCGGAGCACCUGCGUUGUAGUCACUCUCCGUGGAUCUGAUCAGGCGGACUAGUGGUGUCAAGAUGUCUUUCUUCAACUGGCUGUUGGCUCUGUCUCUGACAGCACUAACAGGAAGCUCUUUUGGUGCUGUUGCAGUUGAGGGAACUGAGAGGAACUGCUCCCAGUCCCCACCAUACCUUCCGAGCACAGCAGUAAAUACCACUCUUCGGCUGCAAGACUUACGAAAGGGAAUGCUUGCCCUGAAAAUCUCUGCCUACAUUAUCCCCGGCACUGACGCUCACCUGAGUGAGUAUAUCGCAACACGUGAUGCAAGGGUGGCUUUCAUGAGCGGCUUUACAGGCUCUGCAGGCACAGCAGUAGUUACUCAGACCAAGGCCGCUCUGUGGACAGACAGCCGCUACUGGGUUCAAGCCGAGAGACAGAUGGACUGCAACUGGGAGCUGGAAAAAGAUGUGUCCAUCAGCAGUAUAGCAGAGUGGCUCAUCUCUGAGGUUCCACCUGGCGGCGAGAUUGGCUUUGAUCCCUUUGUCUUCUCCCUCAACACUCAGGAGAGCUACAACAUCAAUCUGGAAUCAAGCAAUCGCAGCCUCAAGUCCAUCCCUGUUAACCUGGUCGACCAAGUGUGGAAGGACAGACCGCCCAUCCCACCUGACAGCCUCACCCGCCUGCCCGACAGAGUCAUACAAAGAACCUGGCAGAUGAAAGUGGAGCUCAUACGGAAUCAGAUAAGGGACAAUCCAUACGAACCAACAGCUCUUCUGCUAUCAGCGCUGGAUGAAACAGCCUGGCUGUUCAAUAUGCGCGGCAACGACAUCCCAUACAAUCCCUUCUUCUACUCCUACACACUGCUCACAAUGGAUGAGAUCUGGCUCUUCCUCCACACGGACAGAGUGACAAAUGAACUGAAGGACUACCUGAACACCUCUUGUGUCGGGCCCCUUUGUGUUCAGCUAAAAAGCUACGACACUGUCCUCGAUCAUGUGAGGCAGUAUGUGGCCCAGCCUGGUGUUAAAGUGUGGAUCGGCACAGAGUACACAAACUAUGCACUUUAUGAGGUCAUUAAACCAGAGGACAAGCUAACAACAAGCUCCUACUCUCCCGUGCUGACGACUAAAGCAGUGAAAGAUGAGACCGAGCAGCGAAUCUUGAGGGAGGCACACGUGAGGGAUGCAGUCGCAGUCAUCCAGCUGCUAAUGUGGCUGGAGAAGGCGGUGCCACAGGGGAAGGAGACUGAGCUGACGGCUUCAGAAUAUGUAAAUAUGUGUCGUAGCAAACAGAAAGACAGCAGAGGCCCAAGUUUUGAGACUAUCUCUGCAAGCGGCCCCAAUGCUGCUCUUGCCCAUUACAGUCCAACAGAAGAAGCAAAGCGGAGAUUGACAGUUGAUGAGAUGUACCUGGUGGACUCCGGUGGCCAGUAUCUAGAUGGGACCACUGACAUCACUCGGACUGUUCACUGGGGAAACCCCACAGAACUGCAAAGGGAGGCCUUCACUCGAGUGCUCAUGGGAAACAUUGAGAUAUCUCGAACCAUUUUUCCCUCAGGGACAAGAGGUGCAAACAUGGAGAUGUUAGGUCGCCGGGCAUUAUGGGAGGUGGGCCUGAAUUAUGGCCACGGCACAGGUCAUGGUGUUGGAAACUACUUUGGAGUUCAUGAGUGGCCAGUUGGCUUUCAGAGCAACAACAUUCCCUUCAGAUCAGGCAUGUUCACAUCUAUAGAACCUGGAUACUACAAGGAUAAUGACUUUGGGAUCCGGAUAGAAGACGUUGCUGUGAUUGUACCUGCACAAACAAAGCAUGCCAAUAACUACCUGACCUUUGACACUGUGUCGCUGGUUCCAUAUGAUAGGAAGCUGAUUGACACCUCUCUCCUCAGCUCAGAACAGCUUCAGUGGCUGAAUAAAUACUAUGAGACUAUUCGGAGGCUGAUGGGUCCUGAGCUGGACAAGCAGGGACUACGUGAGGAAAAGGACUGGAUGCUUAAAAACACAGAGCCCUUCAUGGAGUCUGGGUCCUCCGCGUCCAUCUGUUCCUCCUCGCUGACCAUCAUGGCUCUGGUCAUUGCUCUCUUCCACAACAUCAUCUGAGCACCGUCAUCUCUCUUACACUCACUCCGUUCACAGCUGACUUGCACAUUAACGUUAACCCUAUGCAGUCUACACUGAGCAGCUAUACCAACUUGAGGGAUGCACUGUAAUUUAGAUUUUUUUUUAAUUGAAGGAUAUAUAUUUGUUUAAUGAUUCACUGGCUGAUACUGUGGUGUUCAAAGUUUAAAAAUGAUCUUUUGUGUGAUUUUUUGAUGUUUUAGCUUUUUUGUUUGUUUGUUUGUUUGUUUGUUCUAAUCUGGACAUUUGACCAGCUGAUAUAAUUUCUAUUUUAUUAAAGUAAUACUCCUUAAAACAGAGGCGUCAACUUGCAUCAUGAAUGUGGUGAUUUUGUGAUUUGACGAAACCAUAAAAGA
Messenger RNA from Scatophagus argus, 2566 nucleotides. RefSeq names its product X-prolyl aminopeptidase (aminopeptidase P) 2, membrane-bound (gene xpnpep2). Bases 171 to 2192 code for a protein of 673 amino acids. Gene Ontology annotation, molecular function: metalloaminopeptidase activity. The transcript has 21 exons. The record is from RefSeq and is a predicted model, not a curated record. NCBI's taxonomy places the organism in Eukaryota, Metazoa, Chordata, Actinopteri, Scatophagidae.